Phycomyces blakesleeanus NRRL 1555(-) is the source of this 597-nucleotide messenger RNA. RefSeq lists its product as hypothetical. Bases 1 to 597 code for a protein of 198 amino acids. Gene Ontology annotation, molecular function: chromatin binding. The record is from RefSeq and is a predicted model, not a curated record. The transcript has a single exon. Lineage: Eukaryota; Fungi; Mucoromycota; Mucoromycetes; Mucorales; Phycomycetaceae. Gene Ontology annotation, cellular component: pericentric heterochromatin. Gene Ontology annotation, biological process: chromatin organization; negative regulation of transcription by RNA polymerase II.
AUGUUUGAACACGUAAAGCAUGUCACAGAAAAGCAAAAGGAACGCUUUGAUGGAAGUCACAAAAUGAUAGAUCUGGUUCCAGGAACCACGGUAAUGAUUUUGGUGACAGAAAAACAGAAUAAAUUAGAUCCAAAGUAUAAGGGAUUCUACACUGUUGUUAGAAAGACUGCUGCCAAUACUUAUGUAUUGAAAAAUGAAAAGGGAUUUUUAGAACCAAGGAAUUAUCCUCCUUCUUUAUUGAAAAAAGUUUCUGACAAGGUAUUAGAGCAAAAGAAUGACUUUUUUGAAGUCGAAGCAAUUAUUGGGCACAUAAAAGAUGACAAGAACAAUUUUUUGUAUAGAUGCAAAUGGUUGGAUUAUGAUGAGUCUCACGAUACUUGGGAGCCAGAGGAUCAUUUUACCGAUCCUAAGUUCAUAAAGGAAUACUGGCAAAGAAUUAGUGAAGCUCCAGAAGGUAUCAAAGACAUCAAUAAGGCCAAUAAGAAAUUAUUAAAGGAUAUGAAAGUUGCAUAUUCCACACCUAAAGAAAAUUCAAGUACUAAAAGGAAGAAUUAUGCAAAGACAGCUUAUCAAAAGAAGAAACGCAGUAAGGUCUAA